Molecule: messenger RNA, 555 nt
Organism: Arctia plantaginis
Lineage: Eukaryota; Metazoa; Arthropoda; Insecta; Lepidoptera; Erebidae
Source: the annotation of a GenBank genome assembly
AUGGCGUGCUGUCUGCUGUACCGUGGCGACGUGGUGCCUAAGGAUGUUAACGGAGCCAAUGCCGCGCUGAAGAGGAGGGCAGGAAUUCGGUUCGUGGAUUGGUGUCCUACAGGAUUCAAAGUUCGGAGUUCAGUCGGAGGAGACCUCGCGCAAGUAAAACGUGCUGCGUCCAUGCUCAGCAACACCACCGCCAUUGCAAAGGCGGCUCUACCACAAGUUCGACCUCAUGUAUCGCAAGAGAGCAUUUCUGCACUGAGGGUUGACUUGCGAUAUGUGCCGCGACCUGUAAUUAUCGCUGGCGAUCGCAUGCGCUUAGCCAAAUACAAUGUGUUGUUUUAUAUUGUAAUUGAUUAUACCUGUGAAGAGGAAUGUUCAUACAUUAGGUCUGCUUCUAAUAUUUUCAUGGCAGCUGUGACUUGCUUUUGGCCAACACCACCACCAAGAUCUAAGAAAUUGGCGGGUUUCCCUCCAUUCAGGUUAAUGAUGUCAAGAGUUGCCAUAGCCAGGCCGGCACCAUUCACCAUGCAUCCCACGCUUCCAUCCAGGUCUAUAUAA